Molecule: messenger RNA, 3478 nt
Organism: Carcharodon carcharias (great white shark)
Lineage: Eukaryota; Metazoa; Chordata; Chondrichthyes; Lamniformes; Lamnidae
Gene: bloc1s2
Product: biogenesis of lysosomal organelles complex-1, subunit 2
Exons: 5
Coding region: 221-520 (99 amino acids)
Biological process (GO): endosomal transport; lysosome localization
Cellular component (GO): gamma-tubulin complex; BLOC-1 complex; BORC complex
Molecular function (GO): gamma-tubulin binding
Source: RefSeq, a predicted model, not a curated record
GGCGGCGGCAGCAGCAGCGGAGGGACAGGGACAGGGACAGGGACAGGGACAGCGGGAGGAAGCGGCCCCUCCUGGCAGAGUCACCGACUCCGGAGCGGGGAGCAGCGAGGAGGAGGCGGUGGGGGGAGGAGGACCGAGGAGGACGGAUGAUUUUGGAGUGGAAACAGCAGAGGAAGCCACGGAACCUUCCGAACCAGACAUCAAUGAGCUGUGUAAGGACAUGUUUACCAAGAUGUCUGUCUACCUGCAAGGAGAGCUCACAGCUACCUGUGAAGAUUACAAACUCUUGGAGAACAUGAACAAACUGACCGGCCUUAAAUACCUGGAGAUGAAGGAGAUUGCUGUUAAUAUUAACCGUAACCUCAAAGAUCUCAAUCAGAAAUAUGCCAGUCUGCAGCCAUACCUUGAACAGAUUAAUCAGAUUGAGGAGCAAGUCACAGCACUGGAACAAGCAGCCUACAGACUGGAUGCAUACUCCAAAAAGCUAGAAGCCAAGUUUAAGAAAUUAGAGAAACGAUGACUCCUACAGAUUUGACGAUGACACAAAUGUUGUACAUUCACCUAUGGAUAGAAGAAGCACAAGUCAUUGACAAAAGAACUAGAGAACUGAUGAACUUUCAUUUGCUGAUGAGAUUAUUGGUGGGCUCUGCAGUGACCAGUCUACAAAGAUUGAACAAUGGCUGUGUUGUGGCAGUCUUUUUCCCUCCAACCUGUAUGUAUAGGAAGUAGUUGAGCUAAGAGGUUUUGGACCUUAAGCCACUAUUACCACUGCUUCAGGGCAAUGGCUAACCUUUGUUGUGAAAACUGCUUUAAAAAAAAAAGGUUGUUGAAUUGAAUUUUCAUUAUUUAAAUGGAUUGCUCCUCCUCUACUGCUAGGACAAAACUACCUGGACCCAUUUCAACAAGAGCAUAAGAAUGAAAUGAGAAAGGGUCCACAAGCCAUAAAUCCACAUCUUCCGUGGGCAGAACCUCAAAAUCUUGUGCAUCGGCAGGUGGUAGUUAACAAUGAUUGUAUCGGUAAAUUAAGAAAAGUACUUAUUAAAUAGUAUAUUAGUUCUUAUCCAAAUGGAUUUCCUUGUGACAGUGCACAAAUUCUCACAUUAGUGAUGCUGGUGACUGGUGCAAAUUUUUUCUUUAGAAAAUGAACUUGGUGUAUACAAAAAUCGAAACCUAGCAGUAACAUGAAUGAAAGCAUUCAGACCAUCUGCAAAAGUCUGAAGUGUGGUCACUUAUGAAAACUAAAGUGAUCUUUAUCUUGUAAAUAUUAAACUAAAGUGUAGGUUUGCAAAUUCUGUUGGCGACUGCCAUUGGUUACAGUUAAACAUUCAGAAUGUAAGCUCAGCGUCUGUACUGAAUCAAUUCUAACAGAAGCCUUUUCUGCAUUAAUGGGAUCUACCAUGGCAUUCUGAAAAUCAGUUUAUAGUACAUGAGUUGCUAAUCUGUGAUUUUCAGAUCCAUAUCUUUGACUAGAUAAAGCAAAUUAUUUUCCCUCACUAAAUAUUCAAUUACCCUGAGAAAUGCUGGCGGCACUUGUAUUUCUAAUCACCUCCUCCCUGCUUGCUGUUCUAAUAGAUGGUAUUAAUUUUUCUCCCUCCUUGUUCUGGCACAGCUGUGGUUUUUAGCAUUGCUUGGUAACUUGUGCCCUGCUUGGCACUUGAUUGCAAGUCUUUGUCAUUGCUUGAACCCUCUACCUCUUUGAAUCCACGAGGGUUGUGUUCUUUCUGCUCUCUGACCUUCGGACACUGUUUCCUCAGUGGGUCUUUGAAGCUCCUGAGUCCUGCCAGAAAUUUGCAUAACUGUUAGACGCUUUUGAUGUCCUAGAAAGCCAAUAGGUCAGGCGUCUACACUUGCCAACCUUUUUAAGGAGCUCCACAACUUUGGCAAUUUCGUUUAAUCUGUCUGCUGCAUUAAUGGGCAGGCAGUGACAGUGAUGUCCCCAACGUGGAGAGUUAGAUAGGAAUCUAGUUUGUAUAAUAGUCAAAGCAUGAACUGGUGUUUAUGCUUCACGUGACCCUCUUCCCACUCACUAAUGUAUCCUAUAUGUCUCUCCCUUGUGUUCAUCUAGCUUUCCCUUAAAUGCCUCUGGCUGCAGCUAGUGAUAGUACUUUCCACAUUCUCUAACCAUUCUAUGGAUAAAGAAAUUUCUGUGACAUCCCUAUUGAGGAUAUUGGUGACCAUGUUGUAUUUCUAGCCCCUAGUUUGGAUCUCGCCCACUAGUCGAAACAUCAUCUCUCAGUUUGUCCUAUCAGACACUUCCAUAAGAUUAAUGACCUCUCCUUAUAGGCUCCUUCAACCUUAUUUAAUCAAGGAAAGAGCCUGUCCAGUCUUUCCUGCUGGAUAUAACUUCAGUUCUGGGAUCUUCCUAGUAAAUCUGCACUUUCUCCACUGCCUCUAAACAUCAUCCCUGGCUACUCCUGGUUAAGUUUCCACAGCUUCACCUUUUGUUGCACAACGCUGUGCUGUCAUAAGAGAUGUGACAUUCACUGUCCUGUGUUUAAAAUAGAAUUUUUUUUAACUUCGGGUGCUCAGUUUAUGUACUGUCAAUCUUUUGGCGAUGGUGGAGCAGAAGUGUGAUAUUGAACUUGAUGUCUUUUGAUCAGUAUCAUAUAACAAUAGAAUCUCAAGUGUAAAUCCAUUUGAGAAUAGACUUGUCUCUUACUUCAGCAAAUCUUGUUUGUAACUUUAUUAACAGUCUUUAAGCUGGCACAAGUGAUCUCACCAUGUGCAACUGUGAUUAAUAGUUGCAAUUGUACUUAAUAUAUAAGCUAUUAAAUUAUAAACUUUUGUAUUUAAAAAUAUAUGUUUUGAAUUCUGCUUUAAGAGCAGUGUGAUGUAACAGAGGGUCUACGAUGCUGUUAAAAGGUUGUAUUGGACUUGACUGAGGAUCUGAACUUUGGACUUGAGAAGCCUAUGUGCGUGCACACUGUCUUGUGAUUCAUCAGUACAUGCUGCUUCUUCUGAGGGUCCAUGCUGAACUCUUCUGUUCCCUUACUUUUAAUCUUGCUACGCCAUGCUCUAGCUGUAGAAGGGAUAAGUAUUUGUGGCUGACUCACUGGCAUGGCGUGUUUGCCCUAUAGCAGUGGAGGUCAGCAAUGGUGCAACGUUAUCAGAAUUAAACAUACAAUUUCUCUACACCUCACUGCGCUAUUAAGGUGCUGACUCAUGUUACCAUUGUGUCCAGUAAGCCCAGUUAAUAUGCCACUUAAUAUUUACACAACUCAGGCAACUUAAUGGAGAAAUGCUCUUAAACAGCUUAUGGUGGUCCUUUUAGAAGAAGGUAUUGUGAAUAAUAUUACAUGGUUUGAAUGUGGGUUUGCAAAGACAUGAUAGGCUGAAUGGCUUACUGUGUUGAUCAUUCCAUGCUCUGGUUCAUUUUGUGCAGUGAGUAGAUGUUUAUAAAAUGCUGGCCCAUGUAACUACAUUUUUGCUGUAAAGUGUAUUGCAGCUGAUGAAACCAAAUAAAACAAAUUAUAUUGCC